GGCGGCAUCUGCCGUUGAGUCACUAACGCCAUUGCAUUCCUUGUGGGGUUCUCUUACUGCCUGCCACGUGAGCUGGAAACCGUAAGUGCAUCUCUCUCCCCCAACCUCACCUGAUCCCGGUCCUCUACCCGCCGCACCGCCCUGCCCUUGGGCCUGCGUCCCCCCCAGCGCUACACCCUGGGAGCUCCAGUGUGCUCCGUUGCCGUUACACCACAAAGGGACAUGUAAGGCCUUGACUCGUGUGCAAAACCAGGACAAUGUGGAGGCCUAGCCGGAGGGAGACAUUUGCCCUCUGUUCUUUUUUGCCCUGCCGUAGCUUCGCUCUGGUAGCUACCCCCCUCAGGAAGGCUGGCGGUACUCCCAUGCCCACAAGGCCAUUCUGGGGCCCUUCGGGGAGCUCAUGACAGAGGAGGACAUCCUUUGCCUGGAGAAGCAGAUCGAGAACCUCCAAGUGAUGCACAAGGUCCAGAAAGUGGAAUCUGAGCUGGAGCAGCUGGAACAGGAGCUGCAGCAACUGCUGCCCGUCUCCGCAGCCUUGACCAAGGAGCACUUCACCGUCAACCCCAAGCGCAUGCAGGGCCAAGCGGACGACCUGCCGGCUUGGUGCAGCAAGAUCUCCACUCUCCUGAAAAGCAUGGCCCUCCUCUUGGCCACACUGGGUGGCAAGGCCAUUAGUCUGGCCGACAUGGUGACCCCCCAAGGGCUGGAGCAGGCGGGCGGUGCCACAGAGGCCGCACCACCUGUCAAAGAAGGCCCGGCUAACAUUGUUCGGUCCCAGUCCUUCAGCUGCACCAGGGAGGAGGUGGAGAAGGAGAUGGUGCAGUGGGGGGUGUCAGUGAAGAACCUCAAGGCCAACUACGAGCUCCACACGCAGUCGCAGCUGCCCAACACUGCGCCCAGCCGGGUGUACAAAAGGAAGCGGUCUCUGCCAGUCGGCACUGUCCAAUUCACUCUUGGCCGAGAGCCGAUCCUAGAAGAAGACUACAUCACUGGCAUUGAGCUGUUCGGCGGGCUAGGGGAAGAAGACAUCUCUGCCAUGGGCUUGGAGCCACCCAUCCAGCCCUCUCAUGCCCCUGUGCUCUAUGGGGAAGCAGGGGUCCUGUUCCCCAGGCAGGCCAAUGCUCCAUAUGUGCUAGGGGAGCCCUUUGGGGAGGCUUUGUUCAGCCCUGACCACAUGACCAGGAGCCUCCCGGUGCAGACGGAACUGAGCUGCGUGCAAGACUACAUUGACAUGCGGAAGGAAAGGAUUGUCUUCCUCUUCCUGGAGCACUGGAAGAAGUGGACUUUCACAGCUUCGGUGAAGCAAGCCAACCCAAAGAGGAAGCUGGCCGCCUCUGAGGCCCCAGGUGCUGACAUGGCUGAAGCACACCAGCUGUGCAGCAGCAGCGGCCCAGAAGGUUCUGGGUCGAUCUCCAUGGGGAAGAAGCCCAGUGAGGAUGACCGGCUCCUGUAUUUCAUGAAGCAACGGCAAGUGGUAGGGAAGCUGAUAGCCCACUGGAGAAGCAUCAUUAGCCAAGUGCCCAGCAGGCAGAUCCGUCGCCUGAGCCGCACCAACAUGCUCUACUGGCCGGAGCAUUUCCUGCCUCACAUCAGCGGCACGCCAGUGAAGUACAACUGCCUCACCCUGGACCUCUUCAUGCUGGGCUACUUCCAGCUCCUGGAGAUGAACAUGAGCCGCGAGGAGCGCAAGUUCCGCCACCUGCUCUGCUAUGAGAUGUUUGACCGGCUGGGCAGCCACAGCUGGGAGCUCAUCCGCCAGUUCCACAAGGUGGUCCUGGAGGAAAUUGAGGCCGGCAAGCGGGACUGGCUGGAUGGCUUUGAGGACCUCAAGCAGGAGUUCUUUGGCGACAGCCUGCAGCCUGACCAGGUGGUUGGGGCAGAUGCAGAGGUGCCAGCGGAGUCGCACUGCCCUCCCCCCGCCCUCUCCCAUCAGGAACCUUCCCAGACGUUGGUCAGAAACAACCGAGAACUCAGUUUGUCUGCAGAUGAACUGGCCCCAGCCUUUGCCCCAAAGAGCAGGAAGAACUCCAUCCAGCUUGUUUCGGAGUUUGGGGAGUUCAGCAACGAAGACAUUUGCUGCUAUAUAGACCGCAGCUUUUCCUUCUGGAAAGAGAAGGAGGCAGAGAUGUUUGAUAUCUGAGAGUGCUUCCUGGGAGGGGGGGAGGGCUGCUGACCUUGGCAUUUGCAGAGAUCUGGCCCAGACCUCCAACCCACCUUCAUGGGACCUUGGUUGUUCUCAAAGACGACAACUUUUUUCAAGCUGGUGGUGGGAGUGGGGAGGGGUUAGGACAGCCACUGCCCUCAGCGGGAGAUUUGGCUUAUCUUGGUGAGCGAAGGCGAGAGGCCUUGGCUGAACUUUCCCUGAAUGUCAGUUGGGGGAAGUUUUCCCAUUGUAAGAACUUGGGACCACCCUUUGGCAUUGAUCUGCAGUGCUCAGGGCAGGCCAAAGGAAUGACUCCUUGACGCAAUACAUAAUUUAUGAUUUGCUACCACAAGAUUGGUGAUGACCAGCCUUGAAAAAAGGACUGGACAGAUUUUGCAGAGGGAAGAUAAUAAACCUGCUAAUUAUGAUAGUUAAACAUAGGGAGCUGUUUUGUACCGGUUGGCAUAUUUAGCUCAGUAUUGCUGACAUUGGCUGGCAGAAGCUCUCCAGGAUUUGAGACAAGGGUCUUUCCUAGCCUUACCUGCAGGUGCUGGGGACUGAACCUGGCACGUUCUGCAUGCAAAGCAGGUGUCCUGCCACUGAGCCAUGGCCCAUCCACGUCCAUAGAUAUCUGUGAAGGUCAGGUGCUGCGGAAGGGGGCAUCGUCAUCUGAGCCUCCCAGAGACACCUGAUUGGCUACUGUGGCAAACAGAAUUCUGUGCUACAUGGACCACCUGUAUGGUCCAGCGAGGCUGCUUCUAUAAUCCUGUUGUUGUUGUUGUUGUUGUUGUUGUUAAAACAACAACAAGAACAACAAUAACCCUGCCCUUCACCAAUAGGUAUCAGGGCAGGUUACAAAAUCUAAAAUACAAUAUUAAAAAGAAUUACCACACAUUUCAAUCACAAAAAUAGGGUGGGUCCUGAAAAGAUACAUCUCAGGAGCUGAAAGUAUAAAGAGGAGCUUCUUUAGCGUUCACUGUAUAGCAAAAGUGCAAGAUGCACCUCUGUAAGGAGGUAAUGGCGCAACUGAGGGGCUGCCACAGGGAAAGCCCUCUCCCGGGUCACCAACCCCUAGAGGACUGAGGGUGUUGGAAGUCCCCAAAAGGGCCCCUCUGCUGAUCUCAGCAUCCAAAGGAUCUAUAGGGAAGGAGACAGUCUCUCAGAUGUUUGGGACCUAAGUCGUUCAGGGCUUUAAACAUGAAUGUGGGCACUUUGAAUUGGGCCCAGACCUGAACUGGCAACCAAUGCAGCUGUUUUAGAAGAGGGGUUACACGAGUCAAUCCUUCCAUCUAUCCAGUGCUGUCAAUAUUUGGAUGCCUAACAGUAAUGGUGCCCCCACAUGCGCGCACACAGAAUCAUGGUGCAGAGUACCCCUGAAUGGGGGCAGAGCUGGCUUUCAAGGCCUGCUUUCUUUCAGAUUAGUAGGCAAUCAAACAUAAACUCUACACUACUCUGCCCCCUGCCUUCUCGCCUCACAUGACCAAAGAUGCGAGCAGGACUGGAGCUGAAUCUUUCCUCUGAGGCCCAGAACAUCCUGUGGGUUUAUGCAUGUUUUAUCUCCCCCCCUCCCUUUUGUUGCUGCAUUUUACCAGUGAGGAAUCCCUUGUGCAGCCUGAUGUUGGGGAGGCGUGCAGGAGGAAUGGCCAGCAGGGGAGGCGUUGCCACCUCCCAGCACCUGCCUCACUGAGCUUCCUGGGAGGGCCGGCCCUGACAUUGAGUGUCAGUGGCCCUCCAAGGUCUCAGGUUAAGGUCCUUGAGUUGGAGAUGGUGGGGACCAGACCAGGGCCCUUGGACCUGCAAAGCCAGGGUUCAGACAAGGAGCUGCCAGUCCUCCCCAGGUGCUAGCAGCGAGGGGCGUGAAGUUUGUCAGCAGCUUCCUGGAUCCUGCCGUGCUAGAACCUCAUUCCCUUCGGCGGUCUCCCCUCCCAACCACCCCCAGCCCUGCUUAGCUUUAGCUAGGCGGCUGCAUUACAGGCUUCCAGAGCCCUAAUCGCUUGCCUACCAUGGCAGGCAAUCAUCUUCAGGAUCCCCCUGAAAAAAGAGUGAGCUGCAAUGAACUGCUUUGUCUUUAUGUGAAUUUGUCUCUGCAAACUUCAACAAAGCUUGAGCAGUGAAGCUUUUGCUGAGGGGCAGAUGCGAGAAGCGUCAACUGACGUGGUCAGAAGUAUUAACUGCUUUGUAGAUUUUUUUUUUUUUAUGCUACAGAAAUCGUUGACACUUGUGGUUAUGAUUAUUACAAGCCUCCGCUAGAGCUUUCUUUAAAAGCAUUUCAUAUAAUCCAGAGUUGGAGGAUACGGUAUGUUGAGGUCAGUGGGGUUGGUAGCCUGUAGGUGCUUGUGUUGCUGUUGUAGGGUGAUCUCCGAACCUUGUUCUCUAGAAGCCCUGGGGUUCAUGUGCGAGAAAGUCAGUAUAGUCUUGGCAGGCAAGUUUCUGUGGAAGGUGCUGUGGCCACCUCUACCAACCUUCUUCUGCAAUCCGCAGCCACAGAGCAGAGAUUGCACAUCCUGAAGGCAUGCACACAUAGUUCAUAUGGAGUCCUGGAGAAGCCCAAGCCGUUCAUGCUCUGCACAAACUGAGAAUGUGCCCCAGAAUCCUCUGGAAAAACAUGCAGAGUUUCCUCAGCAGCUAAAUCCACUUUGAGUGUAAGAAGCUUGGAAGCUGCUAUAGGAAACUACAGCUGUGGGCAGACUCCAGGCUUCUGGGAUCUACUUUGAUUUUUACUCAAACCCCAAGAUCUGUCAACUGGAGCCAAGUGCAAACAUACUCUCAGAAUUAAGGGACAGGUUGCACCUGAGUGCACACACAGCUCAGAAAUUUGAUUUCAGUACCAGAACUGAGCUCACAAUCUUCCUGUCACACAAAGCUCCACUCCUGAUCCCCCACAAGCUUUCUUAAUCUCAGCAGCCUAAUUUAGUAGGGAAAAAAGUCUUGUUUUCUGGUUGCUAUUGUUAGACAGUUGGGAGUCAGAAUCCGUGCAGAUCUAUUGCAAAUCACCCCGAGAUCUGCCAGCAGACCCCCAUCUACUUGCUGUUCACCCCUGACCUAAACAACCCCGACUGAGUCUUGUCCUGUCCAUUAGGAGAAGAAAACAGUGGAAAGGUAGCAUGUUUUGUUAGGACGAACUAAAACAUCGCUGUUUGUGCUGUUUCCAUUACUCAGUUAGCAAUAGUGUGAUGCUUUCUUUUAAAGUAAGUGGCAGCCAUGGGAGGGCCCCAUCUGGAUCAGGGCUGGGGGGGGGAGGAUUAACAUUUGGCCCCCACCAGGUCUCAAUCCAGACUGAGCCUCCCACAACUGUUUACUUAAAACAACAACAGUCAUGAGCAUGAAUAAUGUCACACCCUCUGUUUAUGGCUUGUAGCACACAGGCAAGUCUCUCUCAGCCUGUGAAUGUGCCUGGAGUCCAGAAUUUCUGAUAUAGGAACGUGGGAAGCUGUUAUUCUAAGUCAGACCCACUGGCCCAUCUAGUGCAGUAUGGCCAGUACUGACUGGCAGCAGCUCACCAGGGUUCGAGGCAGGAACCUCCCCCCGCCCCACCUAAGGAGUGUUCCUGGGACCUUUUGCAUGCAAGGCAGAUGUUCUGCCACUGAUCUGCGCCCCCUGCCAGCAUGGCCGUUACAUCUAUUGGCAGCACAGCAUCUUCCCCACAUCCGUCUUUGUCUCAGAGUGCAUCAUUAUAAGCAAAGGUCACCUGGGGAGGUUUGGACAGUCGAAACAAAGAGAUACUUCAACCUCUCAUUCUGUCUGGGUGUGAUUUCAAGGUGCAACAGAAGGGAUCUUCUGAUCCACUCAGUGUUCCAUUUUUUUCCCUUGCUUGCCUUUUAUUAUCUCCAGCUAGCGCAAAACUGUCACCUUGUCUGUACAGGUGGGA
Molecule: messenger RNA, 6011 nt
Organism: Rhineura floridana
Lineage: Eukaryota; Metazoa; Chordata; Lepidosauria; Squamata; Rhineuridae
Product: espin-like protein
Exons: 1
Coding region: 401-2140 (579 amino acids)
Biological process (GO): actin filament bundle assembly
Cellular component (GO): cytoplasm
Molecular function (GO): actin filament binding
Source: RefSeq, a predicted model, not a curated record